AACUGCUUGACUUACCUCCUACCAUAGAAUCGACCCAUUGGCCCUGCGCUAAGCUGCUGUUAUUGCCCUGAGGGCCGCCUCCUCAUUUUAUACAGCAGCGAAUCAGAAGGCUGAACUGCCCCGGCACCAUGACUGCAGCCGAGAAUGUGUGUUACACUCUCAUUAACGUUCCAAUGGACUCGGAACCUCCAUCCGAAAUUACUCUGAAGGCGGACUUGGAGAAAGGAGAUGUGAAAUCCAAGACGGAGGCCCUGAAGAAAGUGAUCAUCAUGAUCCUAAAUGGAGAGAAGCUGCCGGGGCUGCUGAUGACCAUCAUACGGUUUGUGCUGCCGCUGCAGGAUCACACCAUCAAGAAGCUGCUCUUGGUCUUCUGGGAGAUUGUGCCCAAGACCACGCCCGACGGGAAACUCUUGCAGGAGAUGAUCCUCGUGUGCGACGCCUACAGGAAGGAUCUCCAGCACCCCAACGAGUUCAUCAGGGGAUCUACACUACGCUUCCUGUGCAAACUGAAAGAGGCGGAGCUUCUGGAGCCCCUGAUGCCGGCGAUUCGGGCCUGCCUGGAGCACCGCCACAGCUACGUGCGUAGGAACGCGGUGCUCGCCAUCUACACCAUCUACAGGAACUUCGAACACCUGAUCCCGGAUGCUCCAGAACUGAUCCACGAUUUCCUUGUGAACGAGAAAGAUGCGAGCUGCAAGCGCAACGCCUUCAUGAUGCUCAUCCAUGCCGAUCAGGACCGGGCCCUGGAUUACCUGAGUACCUGCAUCGACCAAGUGCAGACGUUUGGGGACAUCCUGCAGUUGGUCAUCGUCGAGCUCAUCUACAAGGUUUGCCAUGCCAACCCCUCCGAGAGGGCUCGCUUCAUCCGGUGCAUCUACAACCUGCUCCAGUCGUCCAGUCCGGCCGUCAAGUAUGAAGCUGCUGGAACCCUGGUCACUCUCUCCAGUGCGCCCACUGCCAUCAAGGCAGCCGCUCAGUGCUACAUCGACCUGAUCAUCAAGGAGAGCGACAAUAACGUGAAGCUGAUUGUGUUGGACCGACUGGUGGAGCUGAAGGACCACCCUUCCCAUGAGCGAGUGCUACAGGAUCUGGUGAUGGACAUCCUGCGGGUACUGAGCACCCCCGACCUGGAAGUGCGCAAAAAGACCCUCCAACUGGCACUGGAACUGGUGUCCUCGCGCAACGUGGAAGAGCUGGUCAUCGUGCUGAAGAAAGAGGUGAUCAAGACCAAUAACGUGACUGAGCACGAGGACACGGACAAGUACAGGCAGCUGCUGGUGAGAACGCUCCAUUCCUGCAGUGUGCGCUUCCCAGACAUGGCCGCCAACGUCAUCCCAGUGCUCAUGGAGUUCCUCAGCGACAGCAACGAGGCGGCGGCGGCCGAUGUCCUGGAGUUUGUGCGGGAAGCCGUGCAGCGCUUUGAUAAUCUCCGCCCACUCAUAGUGGAGAAGAUGCUGGAAGUUUUCCAUGCGAUCAAAUCAGUCAAAAUAUACAGGGCCGCCCUGUGGAUUUUGGGUGAAUAUUGCAGCACAAAAGAAGAUAUUAACAGUGUGAUGACUGAAGUGCGCCGGUCCCUGGGAGAGGUGCCUAUAGUAGAGACGGAACUGAAGAAGGAAUCGGGAGAGUUAAAGCCAGAGGAGGACGUGACGGUGGGGCCGACGCAGAAGCUGGUGACAGAGAUGGGCACCUAUGCCACGCAGAGCGCCCUGAGCAGCUCCCGGCCCGCAAAGAAAGAAGAGGAGAGACCCCCGCUAAGAGGCUUCUUGCUGGACGGGGAUUUCUAUGUGGCUGCGUCCCUUGCCACCACGCUGACCAAGAUCGCGCUGCGCUACGUGGCGUUAGUCCAGGAGAAAAGAAAACAGAAUUCGUUCGUGGCAGAAGCCAUGUUGCUGAUGGCCACCAUCCUCCACCUGGGCAAGUCCUCCCUCCCCAAGAAGCCAAUCACAGACGACGACGUGGAUCGCAUCUCCCUUUGCCUGAAGGUUCUGUCGGAAUGUUCUCCCCUCAUGAACGAGAUUUUCAACAAGGAAUGUCGGCAGUCUCUGUCCCACAUGCUGUCGGCCAAGUUGGAGGAGGAGAAGCUCUCGCAGAAGAAAGAGUCCGAGAAGAGGAACGUGACGGUUCAGCCGGACGACCCCAUUUCCUUCAUGCAACUGACGGCCAAGAACGAGACGGCCUCCAAAGAGGAUCAGUUUCAGCUCAGCCUUCUGGCCGCCAUGGGGACAACGCAAAGGAAGGAGGCCGCCGACCCCCUGGCCUCCAAACUCAAUAAAGUGACGCAGCUGACGGGAUUCUCGGACCCGGUGUACGCAGAAGCCUAUGUGCACGUCAAUCAGUACGAUAUUGUGUUGGACGUCCUGGUGGUGAACCAGACCGGCGACACGUUGCAGAGCUGCACCCUGGAGCUGGCAACACUGGGCGAUCUGAAGCUGGUAGAGAAGCCCUCCCCUCUGACCCUCGCCCCCCACGACUUCGCAAACAUCAAGGCUAACGUCAAAGUUGCCUCCACAGAGAACGGGAUUAUAUUUGGCAACAUCGUGUACGAUGUAUCCGGUGCAGCCAGCGACAGGAACUGCGUUGUCCUGAGCGACAUCCACAUAGAUAUUAUGGACUAUAUCCAACCGGCGUCCUGCACCGACACAGAAUUCCGACAAAUGUGGGCGGAGUUUGAGUGGGAAAACAAGGUGACAGUUAACACCAACAUCACGGAUCUGAAUGAGUAUCUGCAGCACAUCCUGAAAUCGACCAACAUGAAAUGUCUCACCCCGGAGAAGGCGCUGUCUGGUUACUGCGGCUUCAUGGCAGCCAAUCUGUACGCCCGCUCCAUAUUUGGGGAAGACGCCCUGGCCAACGUCAGCAUCGAGAAGCCCAUUCACCUCGGACCAGAAGCGCCCGUAACUGGGCACAUAAGGAUUCGCGCUAAGAGCCAGGGGAUGGCGCUCAGCCUGGGGGACAAGAUCAAUCUCUCACAGAAGAAAUCCUGUAUAUAAGUCGAUGGGGGACCUCUCGUUGCUCUGUUGGGGCCACGUAUCUGAUUAUUAGAUUAUUAGGGUUGGAGAGAGCAGGGCCCCCCCGGCGUCUCUGGUCACCGGCGCUGCGGUCCGAUAACGCUACAGGCUUUAUAUAUAAUAUAUAUAUUUUCUUUUGUCUUUUAUGAAUGCAGUCUCCUCUCUCUCACAGAGACAGCUCGUCCUACACAUGUCUGUGCUCUCACAAUAAAGUGACCUUUUUCAUUACUCUCA
Molecule: messenger RNA, 3242 nt
Organism: Xenopus tropicalis (tropical clawed frog)
Lineage: Eukaryota; Metazoa; Chordata; Amphibia; Anura; Pipidae
Gene: copb1
Product: COPI coat complex subunit beta 1
Exons: 22
Coding region: 129-2990 (953 amino acids)
Biological process (GO): intracellular protein transport; vesicle-mediated transport
Cellular component (GO): membrane coat; cytoplasm; COPI vesicle coat
Molecular function (GO): structural molecule activity
Source: RefSeq, a predicted model, not a curated record